Molecule: messenger RNA, 2048 nt
Organism: Pogona vitticeps (central bearded dragon)
Lineage: Eukaryota; Metazoa; Chordata; Lepidosauria; Squamata; Agamidae
Gene: F2RL1
Product: F2R like trypsin receptor 1
Biological process (GO): blood coagulation; phospholipase C-activating G protein-coupled receptor signaling pathway; positive regulation of Rho protein signal transduction
Cellular component (GO): plasma membrane
Molecular function (GO): thrombin-activated receptor activity
Source: RefSeq, a predicted model, not a curated record
CCCCACGCCUCCCGCAGGCCCCGCCCACGGCGCCCGCCGCCACCUCCCCCUUUAGGUAAGGACGCCGAAACUCCCGAGGUCCCGUCGACGAGACUGGAGGAAGGCGGCGAGGGUGGAGCGUGUCGGAGGCUCCUGCUGUGGCGAUGGGGCGCCUCAACCGGGCCUGGCUGCACUUCCUAGUCCUGGGGGGAGCUCUGGGGGUCGCUUGUGCUACAGUGACACAUCCAAUCAGCAGAUCACAAGGAAGAAGCUUUAUUCGUCAUAGAGUCAAUGCAACCAAUACUUCUAAAGAAGCAUACGGUGUGGAUGAGUUUGCAGCUAAAAUCCUUACUGGAAAACUGACAACGGUUUUCUUGCCUUUGGUCUACAUUGUAGUGUUUAUCAUCGGUUUGCCAAGCAAUGCCAUGGCUCUGUGGGUCUUCUUUCUAAGAACAACGAAGAAGCAUCCAGCAGUGAUUUAUAUGGCUAAUUUAGCACUGGCAGAUCUUCUGUUUGUGAUCUGGUUCCCUCUGAAGAUUUCAUACCAUAUUAAUGGCAAUAAUUGGAUCUACGGUGAAGCCCUGUGCAAAGUGCUUGUUGGAUUUUUCUAUGGGAACAUGUACUGUUCCAUUCUUUUUAUGACAUGCCUCAGUGUGCAAAGGUAUUGGGUAAUUGUGAACCCCAUCCUGCAUUCAAGAAAGAAGUCAGAAAUUGCUUUAGUAGUUUCAUUAGCAAUCUGGGUACUCAUUUUGCUUGGCACCAUCCCGUUGUAUCUUGUGGAUCAAACAGUUCACAUUUCCACCCUCAACAUCACUACUUGUCACGAUGUCUUGCCUCAAGCGCUCCUAGCUCAUGACAUGUACAACUACUUCCUCUCCCUGGUCAUUGGAGUCUUCUUGUUCCCAGCUAUUCUCACAGCUGUUGCCUACAUUCUCAUGAUUAAGACUCUAAAUGCUUCCAUUACAGAUGUGAACAUUGGGAAGAAACGGAAAAGAGCCAUCAGGCUCAUCAUUAUAGUCCUUUCCAUGUACUUGAUCUGUUUUCUGCCUAGCAACAUUCUGCUGCUUGUGCAUUACUCCCAGAUCAAAAACCAUGGCUUCAGUGACACCUAUGCUUCCUACAUCACAGCACUGUGCCUUUCUAGUCUCAACAGCUGCAUUGAUCCAUUCAUCUAUUACUUUGUUUCAAAAGACUUUAGGGACAAUCUUAAAAAUGCUCUCCUCUGCCGAAGUGUGCGCACUACAAAGAGGAUGCAAGUCUCCCUCUCUUCAAAUAGAUACCCGCGGAAAUCCCCCUCUUACUCCUCCAGUUCAAACACAACUAAAUCAACUUACUGAUUUUGUACUCAGAAUGCAGAAAACCUGGACUAGUACUGACUGAAUGUUCUGUGUCCACUCUCUGACAUAUUGGGACUCUUAAUCAUAUUUAAUUUAAUCAGGACUGGCACAACAUUUACCUUUCCCCACAGGACUCAAAAGGUGUACAUAAGCAUGCUUCUCAGGUGGGAAAACAAAGGUUGUAGACCUGAUGUAGGCACUGUCUGCUUUGUUACUCUUUUUGAAGACACCUGAGUUGGGAGGAUUCUGCAUUGGUUGUAAAGAGGACUUCCCAUAGAGACGUUGAUGGUCCCAUGGACUGCUACUGAUAGCAAGUUCUACUGUGUCAGAAGAUGAUGGCAGUUUUAUGCCGUAUUUAAAUGCAUAUUUAAAUGGUUUGAGUUUUCAAGUGCUACACUUAUUCUUUGUUCAUGAAAGACAAGCCCUGUCUUGCAACACAUAUAUAGGAAUUUGUAAGCCCGUCAUUUAUAUAUUUGUCAGACUUGCCAAGCCAGAUUUUAUAAAUAGCCUGGAAUAUUGUAUUAUUGAUGCCCAAGUGAUUAUUUGCACUGAGAUGUAUAUGUGUAAUAUACACACUCCUUUUGAAGAAAUACACUGUGAAUGUGCAAUGACCAAUAUAUAGUUGCAAUGUAGCAUGUAAUUGUAUGCUUUUAAAAGAACUGUAUUUUGCAGGACAAAAAUUGUUUCCAAUAUUUUAAACUUUUUAUAAACAGGUACUUGCAAAAUAAUUAU